CCGAGUUCUGGCACGAAAAUCGCUAAUUCUGAUUCUGUUGUGAGCGAUUUGAUCAAAUAUUUUUUAAUUCUAAACAAACGCAAUGAAACCUCAAUCGUCUCUUAUCCUCUCUCUCCUAUUCGCAGCCACUCUCUGUCUCCUACGCCAGGUUCCGGCCGUCGCUGCUGCUGAUGCUGGGACCUCCGUCAACGCCACUGCCAAUAGUACCGAGUUUAUCCGUAGUAGCUGUGUCAUUACUCUCUAUCCCGACGUCUGCUACGCUUCUCUCUCUCGCUACGCUAACGACAUUCAGCAGGAUCCAGCCUCGCUCACUCGCAUCGCCAUUACCAUCAGCCUUGCCAACUCCCGUAGAAUGGCUUCUUAUGUAUCCAACCUGUCUCACGUCGGCGACUACGGCGCCGACCACAGAGCCGCCUCCGCGCUUCACGAUUGCUUCACGAACUUCGACGACGCCGUCGACGAGAUUCGCGGCUCGCUCAACCAGAUGCGCCAGAUCAACGACGUCGAUGUGCCGUCGUUCAGGUUUCAAAUGAGCAACGUGCAGACGUGGAUGAGCGCUGCGCUUACGGAUCAGGAAACAUGUACGGACGGAUUCGAAGAUGUGGCCGAUGGACCGAUGAAAGCGGACGUAUGCGCAAAGGCGGAGAAGGUGAAGAAGCACACCAGCAAUGCCCUAGCGCUAGUGAAUAGCUUCGUCCAGAAAAGGAUUCCGUGAUAUUCAAUCGGUAGGUUCCUGAAUUGUUCCGAGUAUAGUUGGAUUGGAUGAGAAUCUGAAAUCUCUGAAAAUUAUAUCAAUAGUUUGGUUCUGUAUUUAAGUAAUAGUGUGUGAAAGAAAGAGAUGUAAAUUUUUUAGUGCAGAGAGAAACUGAAAUUUUCUUUUGCUUUUUGGUUUUUGUUUUGAUUUUGCUCUUUCUUUUUCUGCAAGUUUUAGUGGUGGUUGUGUGCCUGUUGUACUGCUCUCCUCUGCUCUGCUUUGCUGGUUCCUUCUUUCAUAGUUCCAGAAUGAAAGAAAGAGAAGGAAGCAAUUCGCAUUUUGUAUUAUAUGUUAAUAGUUUAAUGCUUCUUCUUCUUCCAUCUUCA
Molecule: messenger RNA, 1080 nt
Organism: Cucurbita pepo subsp. pepo (vegetable marrow)
Lineage: Eukaryota; Viridiplantae; Streptophyta; Magnoliopsida; Cucurbitales; Cucurbitaceae
Source: RefSeq, a predicted model, not a curated record